This is a messenger RNA of Raphanus sativus (radish), 3130 nucleotides long. Its product is annotated as ABC transporter C family member 1-like. Gene Ontology annotation, biological process: transmembrane transport. The annotation marks the transcript as partial. The transcript has 22 exons. Gene Ontology annotation, molecular function: ABC-type transporter activity; ATP binding; ATP hydrolysis activity. Lineage: Eukaryota; Viridiplantae; Streptophyta; Magnoliopsida; Brassicales; Brassicaceae. Gene Ontology annotation, cellular component: membrane. The record is from RefSeq and is a predicted model, not a curated record.
GCUUCCUCAAAAUCUCAAUCUCUCUCUCUCUCUCUCUCUCUCUCUCGAGUUUAUAAGAUUACGUUUACGUCUUUCCUCCAAAUCUCCGGCAAAACCUGUUCUCUCUCUCUCUCUGUAGCCUCUUCGUCGACUACAGAGGUUUCAUUUCCUCUCUUUCUCUGCGUUUACCUUUAAAGCUAAAGACAAGUAUAUCUUCAACGAAUCAGUUUCUGCGCUUGUUACCAUAUUCCAUCCUAAUGCUCCUAAUAUCAUUGGUAGAGCUACAUAAAAGACAUUUCUCAUAAACUUUGAGAUUCUUUUUUAAGGAGGUUGUUUGCAACUUCGUCAUGUGCACUAUUUGAGUUUGAUACACACUUUGGAAGCAGAGGGAUAAGCUCUUUCGAGGAAGAAGAUGGGAUUUGAGCUGUUGGAUUGGUACUGCAAGCCCGUGCCUAAUGGCGUGUGGUCGAAGAUGGUGGACUAUGCCUUUGGUGCAUACACGCCUUGUGCUAUUGACUCUUUCGUGCUCGGCACUUCUCAUCUGGUGCUGUUGAUUCUCUGCCUCUACCGCGUUUGGCUCACUGCAAAGGAGGACCACAGAGUGGAUAAGUUCUGCUUGAGGUCUAAAUGGUACAGCUAUUUGCUUGCUCUCUUGGCUGCUUAUAGUACUGCCGAGCCUUUGGUUAGACUGGUCAUGCGGAUCUCAAUCUUGGAUUUGGAUGGAGCUGGGUUUCCUCCCUAUGAGGCGUUCAUGUUGGCUCUUGAAGCUUUUGCUUGGGGUUCUGCUUUGGUCAUGACUGUUGUUGAAACUAAAACAUACAUCCAUGAACUUCGUUGGUAUGUCAGAUUUGCUGUCAUUUAUGCUCUUGUGGGAGACAUGGUGUUGUUAAAUCUUGUUCUCUCAGUCAAGGAGUACUAUGGCAGUUUCAAACUGUAUCUUUACAUAAGCGAGGUGGCAGUUCAGGUUGCAUUUGGAACUCUAUUGUUUGUGUAUUUCCCUAAUCUGGAUCCAUACCCUGGUUACGCACCAUUGCGGACUGAAACCUCAGAGGACUACGAGUAUGAAGAGCUUCCUGGAGGAGAACAGAUAUGUCCUGAGAGGCAUGCAAAUUUAUUUGACAGAAUCUUCUUCUCAUGGUUGAAUCCGUUGAUGACACUGGGAUCAAAACGGCCUCUUACGGAGAAGGAUGUGUGGAGUCUGGACACUUGGGAUCGUACCGAAACUCUCAUGAGGAGCUUCCAGAGGUCCUGGGAAAAGGAACUAGAAAAGCCCAAACCGUGGCUCUUGAGAGCACUGAACAACAGCCUUGGAGGAAGGUUUUGGUGGGGUGGGUUCUGGAAGAUUGGGAAUGACUGUUCACAAUUCGUGGGGCCUCUACUACUGAAUGAGCUCUUAAAGUCAAUGCAACUUAAUGAACCAGCCUGGAUAGGUUACAUCUAUGCAAUCUCAAUCUUUGUUGGUGUGGUAUUGGGGGUUCUAUGUGAAGCUCAAUAUUUCCAAAAUGUGAUGCGUGUUGGUUACCGGCUAAGGUCUGCACUGAUUGCUGCUGUGUUCCGAAAGUCGCUGAGGCUAACUAAUGAAGGCCGGAAGAAGUUUCAAACAGGAAAAAUAACAAACUUGAUGACGACUGAUGCUGAGUCGCUUCAGCAAAUUUGCCAAUCACUUCAUACCAUGUGGUCGGCACCAUUUCGUAUUAUUGUAGCACUGGUUCUCCUCUAUCAACAAUUGGGUGUUGCCUCCCUCAUUGGCGCAUUGUUUCUUGUCCUUAUGUUCCCUAUACAGACUGUUAUCAUAAGCAAAACGCAGAAGUUAACAAAAGAAGGGUUGCAGCGUACUGACAAAAGAAUUGGCCUAAUGAAUGAGAUUUUAGCUGCGAUGGAUACAGUGAAGUGCUAUGCUUGGGAAAACAGUUUUCAGUCUAAGGUUCAAACUGUUCGUGAUGAUGAACUAUCUUGGUUCCGGAAAGCACAACUUCUGUCAGCGUUCAAUAUGUUCAUACUAAACAGCAUUCCUGUUCUGGUGACUGUUGUUUCAUUUGGUGUGUUCUCAUUGCUUGGAGGAGAUCUCACACCCGCAAGAGCCUUUACUGCCCUUUCUCUAUUCUCUGUGCUUCGCUUCCCUUUAUUCAUGCUUCCUAACAUUAUCACUCAGGUGGUAAAUGCUAAUGUAUCCUUAAAGCGUUUGGAGGAGGUAUUAUCGACAGAAGAGAGAGUUCUCUUACCAAAUCCUCCCAUUGAACCUGGACAGCCAGCUAUCUCAAUAAGGAACGGAUGCUUCUCUUGGGAUUCAAAGGCGGAUAGGCCAACCUUGUCAAAUAUCAACUUGGAUGUACCUAUUGGCAGCUUAGUUGCAGUAGUGGGAAGUACUGGAGAAGGAAAAACCUCCCUGAUAUCUGCUAUGCUCGGAGAACUUCCAGCUUUAUCUGAUGCGACAGUUACUCUUAGAGGAUCAGUCGCUUAUGUUCCGCAAGUUUCAUGGAUCUUUAACGCAACAGUACGUGACAAUAUAUUGUUUGGUGCUCCUUUUGACCAAGAAAAAUAUGAAAGGGUGAUUGAUGUGACUGCACUGAGGCAUGAUCUUGAGUUACUGCCUGGUGGUGAUCUCACGGAGAUUGGAGAAAGGGGUGUUAACAUAAGUGGGGGACAAAAGCAGAGAGUUUCUAUGGCUAGGGCCGUCUACUCAAAUUCAGAAGUGGUCAUAUUAGAUGACCCGUUAAGUGCCCUUGAUGCACAUGUUGGUCAACAGGUUUUUGAGAAAUGCAUAAAAAGAGAACUAGGGAACAAAACGAGAGUUCUUGUUACAAACCAGCUCCACUUCCUAUCACAAGUGGAUAAAAUUCUACUUGUCCACGAGGGAACAGUGAAAGAGGAAGGAACAUACGAAGAACUUUCCCAAAGUGGCCCAUUGUUCAAGAGGUUAAUGGAAAACGCUGGGAAGGUUGAAGAAUAUUCGGUUGAAAAUGGAGAAGCAGAAACAGAUCAAACGUCUGUAAAACCAGUUGAGAACGGCGACACUAAUAAUGUGCAGAAGGAUGGAGUGGAGACAAAGAAACCCAAAGAAGGAGAAACCUCUGUGCUCGUUAAGCGAGAAGAACGUGAAACUGGAGUUGUGAGUUGGAAAGUUCUGAAGAGGUACCGGGAUGCACUUGGA